Molecule: messenger RNA, 1450 nt
Organism: Drosophila gunungcola (fruit fly)
Lineage: Eukaryota; Metazoa; Arthropoda; Insecta; Diptera; Drosophilidae
Gene: meigo
Product: solute carrier family 35 member B1 homolog
Exons: 3
Coding region: 238-1257 (339 amino acids)
Biological process (GO): UDP-galactose transmembrane transport
Cellular component (GO): endoplasmic reticulum membrane; Golgi membrane
Molecular function (GO): UDP-galactose transmembrane transporter activity; UDP-glucose transmembrane transporter activity
Source: RefSeq, a predicted model, not a curated record
UGGGACCAAGAAAGAUAUGUACCACGAAAAAUAAAGCCAUCGUUCCCAAGCCCAAUCUGGCUACAGCACAGCUAAAUCGGCAACACUGACCACGUAUUUGAUUUGAGUAUUUGAUAGUCGCCAAAUCACGGCACCUGCAGCCGCCCCCGGAUAAUGCCAACUGUUUAAGAUCGUGCAUUGAGUCCCGACCCAAACGAAUCGCAAACGCUUGCUCCUAAAAACCGUCAUCUGCCCGCCAUGAACCUGCCGGAACGCAGCCGCUUUCUGAUCUUUGCCGUGGGCAUAUUCGUCUGCUACUUCCUGUACGGGAUUGUCCAAGAGAAGUUGACCCGGGGUCGCUAUGGCGAAGAGGUCCAGCCGGAUGGAUCUGUGGGCGAACGCUUCACCUACGCAUUGGCCCUAGUUUGGGUGCAGUGCCUCUGCAACUAUGUGUUUGCCAAGGUGCUCCUAACGGUGCGACCUCAGAAGGAGGACACCACAAACGUGGGUUCCUACGUGGCAAGUUCACUAACCUAUCUGCUAGCCAUGGUUUCCACCAAUAUGGCCAUGCGCUGGGUUCCCUAUCCCACUGCUGUGGUGGGAAAGUCCGCCAAGCCCAUUCCUGUCAUGAUCCUGGGCGUGCUGAUUGGCCGCAAGUCCUACAGUUGGACGCGCUAUGCCUGUGUACUGACCAUCGUCCUGGGCGUUAUACUGUUUAUGUACAAGGAGGGCAAGGUAUCCAAUUUACCGGCUGAGACUACGCUCUUGGGGGAGGUACUUCUCUUUCUGAGCCUCGCCAUGGAUGGCUUGACUGGAGCAGUGCAGGAACGCAUCCGAGCGGCUAGUGCGCCAUCGGGUCAGCAGAUGAUGAGGGCCAUGAACUUCUGGAGCACUAUAAUGCUGGGCGUAGCCAUGGUUUUCACAGGUGAGGCUAAGGAGUUCCUGUACUUCACAAUACGCCAUCCUGAGUCCUGGACCCAUUUGUCGCUGAUUGCUGUGUGUGGCGUUCUUGGUCAGUUCUUCAUUUUUCUGAUGGUGGCCAAGUUUGGGCCACUGGCCUGCUCCGUGGUCACCACCACGCGCAAGUUCUUCACCGUCCUGUGUUCUGUGCUACUGUUUGGAAACGUCCUGAUCGCCCGUCAGUGGCUUGGAGCUGUACUCGUGUUCGCCGCAUUAUUUGUGGACAUGCUUUAUGGCAAGAAGGCGCCAGUGCCGGCGGCCAAAAAGCCACCCGUCGAGGGAAAGCUGUCUGAUGAGAAAAAGAAAAUGCUUUCGUAGAAUUUACUAGAUGAUUGCUUAGCAUAAUGUACAUACACACACAUUUAGAGAAGACAACGCUUUCGCCCCAGGCCAAUGUGUCCCCACUUCCCGGAACUGCUAAUCGUACAAAGGGUUUUAGCUAUAGCGAACACAUCAUUCGAUUUUGAUCUGCAAACCAUUUACAGUCGUUUUAAGUUAACUAAAUUAUUGA